Molecule: messenger RNA, 2663 nt
Organism: Esox lucius (northern pike)
Lineage: Eukaryota; Metazoa; Chordata; Actinopteri; Esociformes; Esocidae
Gene: tmx2b
Product: thioredoxin-related transmembrane protein 2b
Exons: 8
Coding region: 165-1091 (308 amino acids)
Biological process (GO): brain development
Cellular component (GO): membrane-bounded organelle
Molecular function (GO): disulfide oxidoreductase activity
Source: RefSeq, a predicted model, not a curated record
GACCAUUUCCAACUAUUCGUCCGCAGUGACCUCCGCCACUUCCAUCCCUUUAAUUUGCAGUUUAAACGUUGGCCGACUGCAAACCCAUACAGAGGGUCUCGCCAAUCUAGCUAUUGCACCAGCCUGCCUCAACGUCUCGGCUGUUUCUGUAGCUAAAUUGGAAAAUGGCGUUGCUAACACCUCUCUUAGCAUUCCUUUACCACUUGCCGCAGGUGUACAAAUGGCUGCUGAAACCGUACUAUGUCGCAUCUCUGUUCAUGUCAAUAGCGUUUCUCAUGAUUCGCAAGACCCCGGGUAUCUGCGAACACCUUUCAACGCAACGAGAGGAUGGCAACCCUUGUGACUUCGACUGGAGAGAAGUGGAGAUUCUUAUGUUCCUCAGUGCCAUUGUCAUGAUGAAAAACCGGAGAGCUAUAACGGUGGAACAGCAUGUCGGAAACAUCAUACUGUUCAGUAAGGUGGCCAACGUCAUCCUCUUCUUCAGACUAGACAUCCGCAUGGGUCUGCUCUACCUCACCCUCUGCAUCGUUUUCCUGAUGACCUGUAAGCCCCCCCUCUACAUGGGCCCGGAGUACAUCAAGUACUUUAAUGACAAGACCAUAGACGAUGAAUUGGAGAGGGACAACAGGGUGACGUGGAUCGUCGAGUUCUUCGCUAACUGGUCACCGGAGUGUCAGUCCUUCGCUGCCGUCUACGCCGACCUCUCCCUCAAGUAUAACUGUGCUGGCCUUAAGUUUGGGAAGGUGGAUGUUGGUCGUUAUGGAGAGGUUUCGAAGAAGUACAAGGUGAGCACGUCUCCCCUGUCCAAACAGCUUCCUUCUCUGGUGCUUUUCCAGGGCGGCAAAGAGGUGAUGAGGCGCCCCCAGGUGGAUAAGAAGUUCCGUGCCGUGUCUUGGAGCUUCACUGAGGAGAACAUAAUCAGAGAGUUCAACCUGAACGAGCUCUACCAGAAGUCCAAGAAACUCAACAAGACCAAGGGAGACGGGGGCGACAAGAUCAACGAAUCGCAGUUCCCGACCGUGCUGGAGGAGGAGGAGCCUGAGCCGGAGGUUGACACCAAAGAGGAGACAGAGACCAAGAAGGACAAAUAGGAUCGCGGAGGGGAGAACACUGACAUCACAAUGGGACUGGGCUGUAUUAUGCUGAUCAUGAAGGGGCGUGUGAUGUUCAGUGGGGGUUCUAUCAUGGGAACAAGCAACAUACAUGUUUCCGAUUCCUUUUUUGGUUUGGUACGCAACAACAUUUUUGAUUGGCUAUUACUAUGAUUGUCUUUAAUACCUUAAUAGAAACUAACGUCAUCUAAACUGUACAGAGAAACCUUUGUGUCUCUCCGUCACCGAUACAUUUGUGGAGAACCUCCAUGCUUACCAUUGCGUGCGUCCCGAAUGACACCCUAUUGCCCAUGGAGUGCACUACUUUUUAUCCAAGUGUUAAGAGCUCUGGUUAAAAGUAGUGCACUACGUCCGACGCAGACGGCGUGCUGACUCUUGUAGAGGAUCAGAAGGACAGGGCAGGUGUUGACUGACUGAUCUACAAAGCGCUAUGAAUAUCUCUUUGAAUCGGUCACCAACGCAGUUCAGAGGCCCUCUUACACGACCGGCGACUGACCACAUUUAAUAUUGGGCAACUGCAGUGGACAUGUUUCAUAUCAGACCCCUGCAAAGUAUUUGCUUGGGAGUGCUGUUUAAAGUAGCCAUUUGUUAUCAAAAGGGCCUCGUUGCUUUUUGCUGCAUGUCCAUUGGUUAAGACAUUGUGAAACAUUUGAUAUUGGCUGCUUCCAUAACAAUGUAUGAAAAGGUAGGGCCUGACGGUAAAUAUGGAGAGGAUGCGUUCAGUAAGGAUGCGUUCUCGAUGCGUGUGGCACGUAGAUAGAAGGUGGCGUCAGUCCCAAAACGAUGUUGGAAAUGUAUUGUCUCCCCACUGUAGGUCCAAGUUUGGAGGGGUCAUCUCACGGUCCAUAACACUGGUUCUAUGAUUUCAUGCUAUAGUCUGUCAGCAAAACGUGUCGUUCCUGGAGGACAGUUUUUGUUUUCAAUUCGUGAUGAUUCCGUAGGGAAAGAUGAAGACAGAGGAUUGGAGAGUAAACCAUGUUCUGCUUAUGAACCCUAACGGCGUGCGAGAACGGAUAUUUAAUAGAACAAAAAAAAAAAAAAGGGAGAACCACAUCAGAGGUGGAGUUGUGAAUGGCUGAGGUCCACACGGUGUUCGCCUGUGUCUUUGUCCCUUAACCCUCCAUUUCCUGACAGAAAGGGUUGAAGGACUUUGACCUCCCAACACUCCCAUUUCUGGGCUGGUUUUGCCUGUCCACACUGACAUUUUAAUCCUGAUGUUUUCUUAUUUAAAACCAAUUUUAGUGUUAUUUUGUAAACCGUCGACAUUAACACAUUUUUAUUUGACUUUAUUUUUCACUGGCGGUAGUUUACUCAGUCAGCUUUAACGUAAUCUACAUUUUACUACCUGUUUUGACAUUCCAUUGGUUUCUUUAGAAUCCUCCUGUCCGUUCCUACAUCCCUUUUGGGGUGUGUCGAUUCAUUCCGUGUGUCUGUGUAUAUGUGCGCCAAUGAGUGAAUGGUUGAGUCUACCUGCUGCUUGAGGUCAAACCAUGUGGGGUGUCUGACAAGUCAGUUUUUGUUUCACGCAAUAAAUAUUUGCACAUUAAUACA